AAAUACCGACAAACAGAAGUCAUGCGACUGAACUGAACUCUACAGCCAAAGUCCCUGAAACACAUAGACUACACGGAAUCACAGAUGGGCCAUACUGUAUAUCAUUCUCCGAGUUACACUUUUAUCUCAUCGCUUUAUGACGCAGAAUCUUUCCUUCGAAAAUUUGUGUUCAUCGGUUGCAUUCUGAAACCAGUGAAUAUACACGCUUAAGCUUUACAUAUAUGCAGUUCGCACUCAGGAUUACAGAAUGGGGUUUCCGAUCGAUCGAUUUCCCGGCACAAUUUCACACACACGCUAGCCGUGCAUGUUUGUAUACUUGCCGUAUGCAACUAUGCAUGCCGUAGCGUGCGUGAUCCUCUUCGGGUUGUUCAUCCCUGAAAUGCAAUGCGCGCUCGAUCUUUCUAUGGCACUGAUCUCAAGGUGCAGGCAGGAGCCGGGAAUUUGCGAGUUGAAGCGAAGUCACCUAUACUUCAGAAAGAGAAGUACCAACACGAUGAAAUUCUGGUUGUCUUAUAACUGGAAGAAAACGAAUGACCUUUCGCGUAACAUCACUAUGCAAGUUAGUUUACCUUUUCGCGAAAAUGAUGGGUAGCCACUACAAUUGUGUUUUGGUUUGGUUAAAUGGAUGGAAUAUGGCUGUUUAUUAUCCGCAGCGUGACAUUGGAGAUGCCUGGAAGCACGAAGACGGUAAUUAUGGUGAUUACGGUUCGAACUUAUGCUUUCCCGAACUAAAGUUAUUGUUUGUUUGUUUAUUCAGCUUGGUACUGGAUACAGAGAAAUGCUUGAUGUCCGUACCUGUAUUACGAACAUCUGCAAAUUUUUUAUGCAGUGCAUUCAUAUGAAUUCAUUUAAAGAUUCGAAAUGGCGUAAGACAUAUUGGAUAUUAGUGGGGCGUAUUCAUAAAAAUUUAAUAAUGUUAAAUGUGAGAUGCUUUCGUGGACAUAUGAGUAAUAAUAAUUAUUCAUCACGAGAAAAUACAAGUGUCACGUACAUUUUAAUAAUUAUUAUGUAUGUUCCUUAUGUUCCAAUCAACAGGAAAUCGAAGAGAUGUGCACCUCUAAAUAUGCACCAGCCAUAAUUCAGGGUAGUCGACGUGGGUAUUUAUAGUUUUUAUAGUUGCCCAGCUUCGAAUUCCUAAUUUCGUUCCUCAAUUUGCACUAAUAAAACGCACACCCUCUUCCUUUACAAAGGCAACAGAUCCCUAACAUUCCUAAAAUGUCAGAAUGACUUCAUUUCUGAUUCACAUAUCCUUGUGAUCCUUUACGUCAGCGGUAGUCUGGGAACUCUCGCGAUGUACUCGUACCCGGGAUUGUUUACACAUCGAUUUUCCAAGACUUCGACUCGCCUGAGUCUGACUGCAAAGGAAUGAUGUUGUUUAUACUUUUAUAUGCAUCCAGCACCAUAUUCACGCGAGCGGUCUCCCAAACUGCAGUUGUGCAGCUUUCCGCGUCAUAUUUUUUCCAGUAAACACUGAAUCAGAUAUCAGCAACGGUUCAUUGUGGACGGUAGCAUAAGACCUAAACAACUGCUAAGCACUGUUGAGGUCCACUUUUUUGGAGUCUGAUUAAUAUGUUUUUACGAUCUCGUAUGGCCGUAUAGCUGCUCGUAGUAAACGGCAACAGGCUGUCUUUGUUUUUGUAUUACUUAUAAUCUUUACUUGCCUGUAAUAGCUUUGUUCAUUCCCCUCUCGAAAUAUCAGUUUUUGGCUUUAAAACUGUUUUUCAUAUCUCAAUAAGUAAACAUCAUAUCGUGACGUGGUUUCUAUAACUAGCAUUUUUACUUACUUGCCUUAACUUUGCUGCCCAUCAUUUUGUUUGUUACCCUUUUUGUAGACUGUUUUGCUUUCUUUCGAACUUUUGGUUUUGGGCCCUUUCUUGUAAUUACUGGUGAUUUCCUAUUACGUACGGUACAAUGGAUCGCAAAUCUACCGGACACCACGACCAGCACGAUAAUCCGCCUUCUUACAAAGAAGCAGUUUAUUACACUCAAAAUCUCGACAUCAGCAUCCCCAUCCAACCUGGAGGAGGUGCAUCGACUUCCUCCGCAUUACCCCGCCAUUCGACAUCCCAAGUCCAUGUACGCAUCGAACCACAGCCCACCGCCAGCACCACUGAACGGAGCGGUAGCGGGCCAGGCAUGUGCUGUGUACGCUUUGGUAUCGUCCUCGCCAUCAUCGUGGGUAUUGGAUUGUGCAUGUGGGAAGCGGCGUAUCAGCGCAGUGUGUUGAGUUUGGGGUCACAUGCCAGCUGGCAGGAAAAGAAACAGUUUGGUCUGCGGGCGACAUUCGGUGGAAUUCUUUUGGGAUUUGGAUUGCUCGUCUACUUGGCGGAUGCGUUUACCAAUGAAGUAUGGAAACUUGUCAUCUUACCGUCAAAUCAGUUGGAAGAGCACCUGCAAACGAUUCGGCGCGUGCGACCAAGAGUUACAUGGUAUAUGAAGUGUUUCCACUACGACAACGGCACGACGGUGAUAACCAAUCCCGAUGGAUCCAUGCGAACCGAACGACGCAACGAUCAAAUCACCACCUGGUCCGGCACGGAGGAGUUUCGUUUUCACACGUUUACGGAUGCCUCGCCCGAACUGGGCAACAUGGGUGGUGUGGUGAAUAUUCUCUUUGACAAGAAGUUUAUGUUAGCGGAUGCCGACACGCGAAGGUCCUUCGAAGCGCAGAAAGAGGCGUUUAUCAGCGCUAACCGAACGCGGGAUCAGGAAUUCAGUGUGGACGAGAUAUUCGAGGUCGAUGGUUUCAUCAGCAAUAUGACGACUGCGCCGGGCUGUUGCAUUACCAAUCCGUGCAUUUAUCUGAUCACCGUCUUUACGUUUCUGCUGUAUCCGUGGAUGUGCAUUGUUGCCCUCAGCGAAGAGAAUGUCAACUAUACCCAUGUGUAUAAGCUGUCUGUAUAAUGUAAUAAUUCUCGCUGAAAAAUAACUUUAAAAGUGUCAUAUAUUUUUCUAAAGUACAACUUGCCAUGCAUUACGCACUAAUUUGAAAUGAUCAAAUUAAAGCGCCAUGUCUAUUAACAGCGCCUUUCUGCUACAAGUUUUUAUUGUUUACUAUACGUUAUUGGGCAUCAAGCGCUCUCAAGUUCGGUUUAUAACACAGUGCAAAUUUUUAACAACAAAGUGGCAGCUCAGAAUUGUAAGGAUUUGGAAAACGGAAACUGCGAAAAGCUUACUAGAUUUAGCAUCUUGGCUGUGCUAAUUUACAGUCGGCCUGUGUUUUCAAGUUGGCAGUUUUAAAACACGUCCCGAUCAGUAUUCAUUAUGAAUUACAGCCAUGUUAAACAGAUCGUUAAAUAAGUUAUUAGGGCACUCAGUAUGGUAGUCAAACAUUUGAAUGCCUGGAAUGUGGACUGACAGGUGGCGACAGGGAAUACCGUUGACCCAUAGAAGAACUUAGCCUGCGUAUUAUGGACAUUGGAGUCGCAGUGUACGUGAUCUCUCUUAUAGCAGCAUCUGUAG
Molecule: messenger RNA, 3462 nt
Organism: Paramacrobiotus metropolitanus
Lineage: Eukaryota; Metazoa; Tardigrada; Eutardigrada; Parachela; Macrobiotidae
Exons: 3
Coding region: 1912-2904 (330 amino acids)
Source: RefSeq, a predicted model, not a curated record